GGCCAGUUUUUUUUUGCCACAGUGAUAAUUGUAGGCUUAUAUAGAGGAAUUCCCACCAUGACCAACGAGCAGAGUCACAGCAAAGCAAAGCAAAAGGAAUCCCAUAUUAAUCUAUCUAGUGAAAAUAUGGAGUCAAUUAGGAAAAACUUGAAGUUGGAGCUCAUGGGGAUUUUCCUUUUGAAUGUGUUUGUGUUUUCUGUGCAGCAGACCACCAUUCCUACCAUUAACUGGGUUCUCAACGAAACUUCAUACACCCGGUUAUGCAGCACGAAGAAGAUCUUGACAGUAAACGGACUAUUUCCAGGGCCUGCUCUGCGUGUCCACAAGGGUGAUAGAAUGACAGUGAAUGUUGAAAAUCAAGGGAGAUACAAUGUCACCGUUCAUUGGCAUGGACUGAAGCAACCACGAAAUCCAUGGUCGGAUGGGCCAGAGUACGUGACACAGUGCCCCAUUAAACCAGGCGCUAAUUUCAGUUAUGAUCUCAAUUUCUCCUCAGAGGAAGGAACUAUAUGGUGGCAUGCCCAUAGUGAUUGGUCUCGAGCCACAGUCCAUGGUCCUAUAAUUGUGUACCCUGAAAAUGGGACCACCUAUCCGUUUUCGCAGCCUGAUGACGAGUUCCCCAUUAUUUUGGGAUCAUGGUUUAAGGGCGAUGUAAUGGAGAUAAUUCAAGCCGCCCUUGAGGGUGGAGGUGAACCAAAUAAGUCAGAUGCUUUAACUAUCAAUGGUCAGCCAGGUGAUCUAUACAAUUGUUCCAAACAAGGAACGUAUAAGAUCAUGUUCGAUUAUGGAAAGACCUAUCUACUUCGACUAAUCAAUUCAAUAAUGAACGAAGAAAUGUUCUUCAUGAUAGCUCAACAUAAUUUUACAGUCGUCGGGGCGGACGGGGCCUAUAUCAAACCUUUAGAAACCGAUUUUAUCUUCAUAGCCCCGGGACAAACCAUGGACGUCCUAAUCAAAGCAAAUCAGUCCCUAAGUCACUAUUACAUGGCAGCAAGAGCAUACGCAGGUGUCGUAUACGAUAACACCACCACAACUGCAAUAAUCCAGUACAACGGGAACUACACGCCCCCAUCAACACCCGCAUUUCCCAACCUUCCAGAUUAUAAUGAUACCGACGCGACAACGAUUUUCACCCGUCAGCUUAAAGCCUUGGCGAGUGAGGAUCAUCCCAUCGACGUCCCCAAAACAGUCGAUGUACAAAUGUUUGUGACAAUUUCGGUUAACACAGUGCCCUGUGAUACCAAUUCUUCUUGCGAAGGGCCCAAUGGUACGUCCAAACUCGCGGCGAGCUUGAACAACAUAAGUUUUGUGCACCCCGAAGUGGAUUUAUUGCAGGCAUAUUAUAGAAACCUUGAGGGGAUUUAUGAGACGAAUUUUCCCAAUAUGCCAGCUACGGUUUUUAAUUACACAGCUGAUGAGUUUCCGGAUGAGUUGUUGUUACCCGAAAAGGCGACAAAGGUGAAGGUUGUAGAGUAUAAUUCAACUGUGGAGAUAGUGUUCCAGGGGACUAAUCUGAUGCAAGCGGCAGAGAAUCAUCCGAUGCACCUGCAUGGGUAUAGCUUUUAUUUGAUCGCAAAGGGGUAUGGGAACUUUGACAAUGCCACGGAUCCUGAUUUGUAUAAUUUGGUGGACCCACCUGAGGUCAACACUGUUGGAGUCCCUAAAAAUGGAUGGGCUGUCAUCAGAUUUAGAGCUGAUAAUCCAGGGGUAUGGUACAUGCAUUGUCAUUUAGAAAGACAUUCUAGUUGGGGAAUGGAUACAGUUCUAAUUGUGAAGAAUGGGAGCACCGAAGCAACGAGCAUGCUGCCUCCUCCAAAUUACUUGAAUCCUUGCUAAGGUUUUCACUUUUGCUUCUUCAUUUGGAAGGGAUAUAUAUAUUCCAAGCAGGCCAGGCCAGGCUCGAUCGAAUGAUUGGAUCUCCUCUAGCUAUUAGUUUGAUGUUGAUGUAAUUAUAAAAUGUGAAUGCAUGUUGUCGUAGUCGUCUUCAUCUUUUUGGAAUAUCUAUCUAUCAAUGCGUGUAUUAGAGGAACGCACUAUAUAUAGGGGGUGUUUGAGAGCCUAUAUAUUUUUUGGCUUUUCAUUUCCAACUUUUUGUCUUUUUGGCUUUUGGGAUUAUGAUCAGAAUAUAUUUUGUAUAUGAUAGAGUGUUUGGAUGAUAUGUACAGAAUGCAUUUUGCAACAGAAAUAAUGUUGGGGAGAUAUGGAAUGAAAAUAAAUUAUGGAUUGGUUUUUUACUA
Rhododendron vialii is the source of this 2237-nucleotide messenger RNA. Its product is annotated as laccase-14-like. The record is from RefSeq and is a predicted model, not a curated record. Gene Ontology annotation, biological process: lignin catabolic process. The transcript has 6 exons. Lineage: Eukaryota; Viridiplantae; Streptophyta; Magnoliopsida; Ericales; Ericaceae. Gene Ontology annotation, cellular component: apoplast. The coding region runs from base 58 to 1836 and encodes 592 amino acids. Gene Ontology annotation, molecular function: copper ion binding; hydroquinone:oxygen oxidoreductase activity.